Esox lucius (northern pike) is the source of this 5339-nucleotide messenger RNA. It is a transcript of the gene myt1a, whose product is annotated as myelin transcription factor 1a. Gene Ontology annotation, cellular component: nucleus. The transcript has 23 exons. Gene Ontology annotation, biological process: regulation of transcription by RNA polymerase II. The record is from RefSeq and is a predicted model, not a curated record. Gene Ontology annotation, molecular function: RNA polymerase II cis-regulatory region sequence-specific DNA binding; DNA-binding transcription factor activity, RNA polymerase II-specific; zinc ion binding. The coding region runs from base 608 to 4249 and encodes 1213 amino acids. Lineage: Eukaryota; Metazoa; Chordata; Actinopteri; Esociformes; Esocidae.
AACCUUGAAUUGUGCUUGGAUUGGCCUUGAUGCCGAUUUUGAUGUUGGGUGGUGAGCCACCCGAUAAUUUGAUGAUAUAUGCAGCAUAAUAACUGAUAUAGAAAAUAACUAGGACUCCUACCCGAAGCCCUGCCCUUGUUAGCCUAUGUUGUGAGGUUUGCUAUGGUGAUGUCAGAGUAUGGGGGAGGGGUGAACAAUGGCCCGUGAGCGAAAGGUAAGGCAAUAUUACGUGUACUCGCUGACAAAGGCAAAUGAAGCCUUGUUUGAUACUUAUUCAUUUUAGAGUAGGUUAUUCUAUAUUUAAAGUUGGACUAAGGCCGCAUUUGUGAAGUGGAGAUCGACGGUGGAGCACUUAGCUCCGGAUUAUCUUUGAUGUCUCUAACGGUCGAUGAAGGAGGUGCUGGGAUAUUGUGGACGUAGUAUUGAACGCUGAGCAGAAGUUGUUGAAAUAGGGAUCAGGAGGCCCGUUACCUACUUGAAAACAACGAAGCAACCAGAGCUAUCCAAGAAUGAAAAUGAGUUCAGGGGCCAGCUGUUGAACCAGAGGUGGACGCGAGGGGACAGAAUAAGCAGAUUCUGUGAGACCAAGAGGAGCCUUCGAAUCAAAAUGAGUCAAGACACAACAGAAACAAGAACACGAACUCGCUCUAAAGGCAUCAGAGUACCUGCUGAACUUGUGGGAACUGAGUUAAGCAGCUGCCCCACCCCUGGAUGCGAUGGUUCAGGACACGUUAGUGGGAGAUAUUCGAGACACAGAAGCGUUCUCGGAUGCCCAAUAGUGAAGAAGAGGAAACUUGCAGAGGCAGAGGCAGAAGAGAAUCAACCCACCCCCAAGAAAAAGAGCCCUCCCCUGAAGUUGGCCAUGGAUGAAGGUUUCACCGCAGCAGACAGUGAUGCUGGCAGUGAGACAGACCAUAAGGAGGGGGAGGAGUCAGAAGGGGAAGAGCAGAAAGAGAAGGAAAAGAAUGCAAUGCCAAACCCUCCCGAGUCCAUGAAAGCCAAUUGCAUACGGAUAGUACCCAAAGACACAGAAAAACUGACUUCUGGUGAUUCAAACACCAUAGCGUCACCCGCUGAAGACUCUCCUCAGGAAGACACGGAGGCAGCCACCACAACCCAAAAGCCGGCUUUCACUGAGGCGGACGAAAAAGAAGAAACAGAGACAGAGGAAGAGACAAACAGAUGCCAAGAGGAGGUGCAGCUAGUGGCAGAAAUACAGGCCACUGAGGAGAAGGUGGAAGAAGACGAGGAGAAAGUUGAUGAAGACAGAACAAUAGAGCAGCACAGAGGCAUUGAUGAAAAUGGGAGUGCAGCGAUUGAGGAGAAGCUAAAAGAGGAAGAAGAGGAAGAAGAGGAAGUGAAAGGGGAGAGGCAGUGUGUAAGUCAAGAGAAUUCAGAUCACCAGUACUCCAGUGGUGAUUACAGCAGGCAUCAGACAAAACAGGUGGGAGGGGAGGAAGAAGAAGAUGAAGAAGAUGAUGAAGAGAAGGAAGCAGAGGAGGAGGAGAAGGUGAUGGAGGAGAAGGAACAGGAUAAGGUGGUGGAAGACAAGGAUGAGGAGGAGGAGAAGGUGGUGGACAAGGAAGAAGAGGAGGAGGAGGAGGAGGACGAGGAAGAAGAGGAGGAGGUUUUCCACGUGGAGCCUGCCAUCUCUCCAGCCACUAGUUCUGGCAUUCAGGAAUGUGAAGAUCCAGAAGUGGCUCAAGAGGAGGUUAAGACUGGGACCACUUUGACAGAAGAUGAGGAAGAGGAGGAAGAAGAAGAUGAAACCGAAGCGGGGGAGGUAGUAGGCGAGGAGCACGACUCUCACAAAGCCUCAUCCACCGCACUGGUCAUUGACGUACAAUCAGAGGAGGAGGAGGAGGAGGAGGAGGAGGAAGAGGAGGAAGACGACUGUCUCUCUCAGGGUUCAGGCGUGACAGAUGACUCGGAGACCUGGGAUAUGACCCGUGGGAACUUGGGGCUGCUGGAGCAAGCCAUUGCCCUUAAAGCCGAGCAGGUGAAAGGACCGCAAGACGACCAACAGUCCCCGGUGCACCAGCGCUACCACAGCCCUGACAACAGAGCCAGCAAGGCCAUGGACCCGGCCAUGCGACACAGAGGACACCACAGCAAAGACAAGAAGGAGGUGAAAUGCCCUACCCCUGGGUGUGACGGGACAGGCCAUGUGACUGGGCUGUACCCCCACCACCGCAGCCUCUCAGGGUGCCCCCACAAAGACAGGAUCCCACCUGAGAUCCUGGCCAUGCACGAGAAUGUGCUCAAGUGUCCCACUCCAGGAUGCACAGGCCAAGGUCACGUCAACAGCAAUCGCAACACACACCGCAGUCUCUCUGGUUGUCCCAUCGCAGCUUCAGAGAAGCUUUCCAAGGCGGGCCAUGUCACCCCCAGUCAUCCCCAGCCCUCAGUCAGUGAGAAUCCAACUGGGAGCCCUCACUCAGACAGAGUUCUCAGACCUAUGUGUUUUGUGAAGCAACUGGAGAUUCCUCAGUAUGGCUACAGACCCAACAUGGUGCCGGCCACGCCUCGCGCCAACCUGGCCAAAGAGCUGGAGAAAUACUCCAAAGUCUCCUUCGACUAUGCAAGCUUUGACGUCCAGGUGUUUGGAAAGCCCAUGUUGGUUCCAAAGAUGCCCGCUACCAGUCAAACCUCACCCAAAGCCUUAAAAUCUAAACCACUCUCUAAGGCCUCGUCUCCCAGCCACAGCCUGUCGGGAGGAUAUGCAAAGAGCAGUUCAUCCUCGUCCUCCAGCGGUUAUGAUUACUCCCAUGAUGCAGAAGCUGCUCACAUGGCUGCCACUGCCAUCCUGAACCUGUCCACACGAUGCUGGGAGAGGCCCGAGAACCUCAGUACCAAACAGCAGGACCCAGCGGUGAAGGAAAUGGAUAUUGAAGUGGAUGAGAAUGGGACACUGGACCUGAGCAUGAAAAAGCCUGUCAAGAGGGAAGGGAUGCAAUCACCAGACCCUUCUUCAUCCUCCUCCUCCUCUUCCUCGCAGCACCCAGGAGGUAUUCCCUCGUCCCAGUCUCAGCCGCAGGAGGAAUGGGAGGUGCCUCUGGACUUCACCAAGCCUAACUGUCCCAAAGAGGAGGAAGAGCAAGAAGAGACUGACUACGUUGCCCCCUCCUACACCUCCUCUGAUGUAGAGGAUGAUGACAUCACUCAGGAGAACAUGGAAGAUAGGAAGUACCCGGGCGAGGUCACCACGUCCAGUUUCAAGGCCCAGUUCUCACCCAAAGACUGCAAGAAAGAGGUUCUGCUAUGUCCCACCCCCGGUUGUGAUGGCAGUGGGCACAUCACUGGAAACUACGCUUCACAUCGGAGUCUGUCGGGCUGUCCUCUUGCUGAUAAGUCUCUUCGGACCCUCAUGGCUGCCCACUCUGCUGAACUGAAGUGUCCAACCCCUGGAUGCGAUGGAUCAGGUCACAUCACUGGAAACUAUGCCUCCCACAGAAGUUUGUCUGGAUGCCCUCGUGCUAAAAAAGGUGCUGUGAAGGCAACCCCCACCAAGGAUGACAAGGAGGACUCUGAGCUCCUGAGCAGAUGCCCGGUGCCUGGCUGUGACAGCUUGGGUCAUAUCAGUGGGAAGUACGCUACCCACCGCAGUGCCUAUGGGUGCCCCUUAGCAGCGCGGCGUCAGAAGGAGGGUCUCCUCAAUGGUUCUCCUUUCUCCUGGAAAGCCUUUAAGACUGAAGGACCCACAUGCCCCACCCCCGGUUGUGAUGGAUCGGGACAUGCGAAUGGUAGCUUCCUGACCCACCGCAGUCUCUCUGGUUGUCCCAGAGCCUCCGUUAACAAGAAGAGAACCAGGUUCCCCGGAGAUGAGUACAUUACAGCAAAGUUCAGAGCCAGCGAUGUUCUGGAUAAUGAUGAAGAUAUCAAGCAGCUGAACAAAGAAAUCAGGGAACUGAGUGAAUCCAACUCAGAGAUGGAGGAUGAUAUGAUGAACUUGCACACACAGAUCUCAUCCAUGGAAAAGAACUUGAAGAGUAUGGAGGAAGAGAACAAGCAGAUGGAGGAGAAAAAUGAUGCUUUGUAUAUGGAGUUAUCUGGUCUGAGCCAAGUUCUGAUCCGUAGUCUGUCCAACAUUCGGCUCCCACACAUGCAGGAACCCAUGUCAGAGCAGAACUUCGACACGUAUGUGGACACUUUGACUCAUAUGUUCUCCAAUAAAGAUUGCUACCAAAACCCAGAAAAUCGAGCUCUGUUGGAGUCCAUCAACCAAGCAGUAAAAGGCAUUGAAGUCUAAUCUCUGAAAAAGGGAAAGAUGUUUAAUGGAACAUAUGAAAGAGAGAGCGUGAGAACAGAAACGAGAAAGAGGCACAGUGACAUGGUGUGUGGGUGUAUGAAACCCAACAAUCAUAAAUAAUCCUUCCUUGCUUUUGGAAUAUACUGUAUACUUGGUUUUUCUCUUAUUUAUUUUGGAGAAAAUGUGUUGUCCCUUUCGCAUUGCUCCCCCUCCCUGUUUGCAUGAAGGUUAUCAGGAUCAAAGGACACACUUGUGUGUGGCUUAGUAUGGACAUUUCAAUUAAGUAUUGGGUGUUCUUGAAUGGGUUGGAGUGAAAUUGCGUUGGUGUGGGUGUCCAGGAACCUUUUGAAGGGAAUGGUAAAAUACAGACAUCCAGUUUAUUAGUACAGAAUGGACUAAGUGCAGUAUACUGGCUCCGAUACCCCAUCACAUCGUACUCUCCUAAAUAGUGUACAUGUUUGAGUAAUGUACAUGUUUGAGUAAUUGAUUAAUGUUGAUAGUAUUUAUGAGCAUAGAUGUUACACUUGCAGGAAUAGUUUGUAGUUUCAUUACUAUUUGUUGUGUAUGAAUUUGAGUCUUAAAAAUGUCUGUUUAAUAUAUUAUUUAUUCAUGUUGUUGUGCUAAUUUUGCUUAUUUAUUCCGCAUUUAUUUAUUGACCUAUUUAUUUAUUUUUACAAAACAAAAUGAUACUGAAUACAUUUUUAAAUAGCAACUGAGAGGGGUUUGUCCUCUGCAUUGCUAAAAAAGAGGAAAUAUUUUAAAAUAGCUAUAAAUUGUUUUAUAUAUCUUAUUAUUUAUUUGAAAUACUGGGAUCUUUUUUAAGUGCAAAUAUUUUGUAAUCAACAAGUUUUGAUAAUUUUUUUAAGAUUUUGCUUUUGUUUAUUAUUUCUUUUAUUUCCAUAAAGUAUUUUAAGACACCUUACAAUGAACGGGGAAAAAUGUGAUGUAUGUAUUUAAUAUUUAUUUGAGAACAAAGUGAAUGGAGAUGUUGGUGUAUAUUUAUUUUUUAUUGUCUCUGUGUUAGUGAUGGCUGUGUAUGGAUUAGUCUUUGCCCAUGUUGUUAUUGAAAUAAAGGAAAACUGUGCUAAGA